GAAGGCAGGAGCUUAAGGAGGAAACAAAGAAACAAUGGCAGCCAAACAGCAAGGCAAAAAGAAAGCCAGGGUUUCAAAGAAGAAGAACAACGUGCGCAAGAAGCACCCACAACCUAGACGGAAUCAGAAGAAUCCGAAGAGGCUCCAGGCUCGAAAACAAAAGAAGAAGCAGCCUCAUUUGAAGCGUCAAGUCAAGAGGACCUCAGGCGCUAAGUCAGGGAGCAGUGGGCAGCCGCGAAAGAUCUGUUCCUCAAAGCUCUUUGCUUCCAAAAUUCUGCGCCAGUUGCCCAAGGUGCGCAUGGAGGCCAAGGCCAAGAAUCUGAUGAAGACCUUGCUGGCGGACUUGUACAACCAUGUGGCGACCCAGGUACAGGCCAUGAGCCAGCAAGAGGAGCAGAACCCCAUCAGCGGCGACGAAGUCCAAGCCGCCUUGAAGGAGGCCAUGGAAAGGGAGUUGGCCAAGCACACGGCCGAACAGCCCACCGCCAUCCCCACUGAAUGCACUUAGAGAAGCAUCCCUCCCCUUCUCCAGCGGCGGCAAGAAGGGACAGGACCAAAGGUUGCCCUAAGAAGAUCCAUAUAAUACCCAAGAGACUUUAAAAAUAUAUUGCUGCCUUCCUAAGUCCAAGAAAUCCUGUCGUUUACCACUUUAGACAUCAUCGGACACCAGAUGGAGAGGAUUGCUAUUAUGUGGAAAAACCGUGAAAGAAGUGGCUUUCAAAAAGAAAAGAACCACAAUUCCAGUAAAGCAGGAUUUUAGCAGCUUAUUUCACUUCUUCCAAUAAAUCAGGAUUUUUGCAGCUUU
Messenger RNA from Podarcis lilfordi (Lilford's wall lizard), 805 nucleotides. The record is from the annotation of a GenBank genome assembly. Lineage: Eukaryota; Metazoa; Chordata; Lepidosauria; Squamata; Lacertidae.